AUGUUGGAAACCGAUGAUGAUGAACAAGAAGAUGAUGAACAAGAAGAUGAUGAACAAGAAGAUGAUGAACAAGAAGAUGAUGAACAAGAAGAUGAUGAACAAGAAGAUGAUGAACAAGAAGAUGAUGAACAAGAAGAUGAUGAACAAGAAGAUGAUGAACAAGAAGAUGAUGAACAAGAAGAUGAUGAACAAGAAGAUGAUGAACAAGAAGAUGAUGAACAAGAAGAUGAUGAACAAGAAGAUGAUGAACAAGAAGAUGAUGAACAAGAAGAUGAUGAACAAGAAGAUGAUGAACAAGAAGAUGAUGAACAAGAAGAUGAUGAACAAGAAGAUGAUGAACAAGAAGAUGAUGAACAAGAAGAUGAUGAACAAGAAGAUGAUGAACAAGAAGAUGAUGAACAAAAAAGAUGA
Schistocerca piceifrons (Central American locust) is the source of this 411-nucleotide messenger RNA. RefSeq names its product glutamic acid-rich protein-like. The record is from RefSeq and is a predicted model, not a curated record. The transcript has a single exon. Bases 1 to 411 code for a protein of 136 amino acids. NCBI's taxonomy places the organism in Eukaryota, Metazoa, Arthropoda, Insecta, Orthoptera, Acrididae.